CUCUCCUCUCUCCAACGGCGGAGGGAUUUUUUUUUUUUUUAAUAAUUCCGUACGCGUAUUGAAAAGAACAGCCGCCAUCAACAGCCGCCUGCUACCCUAUAACUUGUUCUUCCGACCAAUAAUUACUGUCGGAAGUCAAAGUUGGGUGAAGUCAGUCUUCUUCACCCACUACGCCAAUUUGCAACCAAAAUAUUAAAUUUUGAAAUUUUCUUCUAUUCCUCGGUCAGACUUUGAACUCUGCGAAAGCUUUGAAAACAGGAAACCCAUAACACUUCAAACUUUUCAACGGAGCUUUUUUUUGGGUCGUCUUCUUCGUAGUCGUCGCUCUCCUUCCCUUUUAUCUCCAAAUUGGGAAAACGAAACCCUAGAAGAAACCGGAGAUUCAGUAGCAAUAGCAAAAGCAAUGUCUUUUAACGUCCACCGCUUCGAUCCUCAGUCGGCGGCCGAGAAAGCGGUUUCGGUUCUCGGGUUCGGGUACGAUCUCUGUAACGACAUACGCCUCUCGUCUUGCAAGCCGGGUCCAUCCGGAUCCAAGCUGAUCCACCUCGACCCGACCCGAACCAAGGACCUCGUACUUCCACCUGGAAUUGUCGUCCCCAAUGUUUCGACGUCGAUCAAGUGCGACAAAGGCGAGCGUACCAGAUUCCGGUCUGAUGUCAUCUCCUUCAAUCAGAUGUCGGAGCAGUUUAAUCAGCAGUUGUGUUUAUCUGGAAAAAUUCCGUCGGGGUUCUUCAACGCCAUGUUUAAUUUCAAGGGUAACUGGCAGAACGAUGCUGGUUCAACAAAAAGUCUUGCUUUUGAUGGCUGUUUCAUUACGCUUUAUAACAUUGAGCUGGAAAGAUCCCAUAUUACUCUUUCUGAGCAACUCAAACGAGAGGUUCCUUCUUCUUGGGACCCUGCCGCCCUUGCAGAGUUCAUUGAGAAAUAUGGUACUCAUGUGGUUGUGGGUGUAAAAAUGGGAGGAAAAGAUGUAAUUUACAUGAGGCAAUUGCGAGAGUCAAAUCUAGAGCAGAACGAAGUGCAGAAGACGUUAAAGCAAUUAGCAGAUGACAGAUUUUCUGAAGAUGCAAAUGCGACUGGAAGUUUCACUUCACAUCCUGCUGCACCAAAAAUCAAGGAUGAAUAUUCUGUGCCGUGGGAGCUUCGUAAUGCAUUUGCUGCGUCCAUCAAACCACCAAUAGUCAGUCACUCAAAGAGUGAUGAGUUGAUGAAAAUUUUUGUUCGGAGGGGAGGUGUCGAUAUCGGUCAAAGUCAUAAUCAGUGGCUCUCAACCAUAUCCCAGUCACCUAACGUUAUUUCGAUGUCCUUCGUGCCCAUAACGUCGCUCAUGAAUGGCAUCCGAGGCAAUGGAUUUCUAAGCCAUGCCGUGAACCUGUACCUAAGAUAUAAACCUCCAAUUGAGGAGCUGCAGCAAUUUCUUGAAUUUCAGCUGCCUAGGCAGUGGGCGCCCGUGUAUGCCGAUCUUCCUCUUGCUACCCGACAUCGGAACCAAGCCUCACCAUCUCUCAAGUUCACUUUGAUGGGGCCUAGGCUUUAUGUAAAUACUACUAAGGUUGAUGCACAAAAUCGUCCAGUGACAGGAAUUCGAUUGUUUUUGGAAGGGAAGAAAAGCGAUCAUCUGGCAGUCCAUCUCCAGCAUCUAUCAAGUCUUCCCAAGACCCUCCAACUCUCAGAUGAUCUUAGUUAUAAGCCCAUUGAUGAGCCAGAGGAGAAGGGCUACUUCGAACCUGUUAAGUGGAGCAUAUUCUCUCAUGUCUGCACUGCUCCAGUGGAGUACAAUGGUUCUCUAAUUGAUGACGACUCUGCUUCCAUAGUCACCAAGGCUUGGUUUGAAGUUAAGGUUGUUGGAAUGAGAAAGGUGUUGUUCCUGAGGCUCGGGUUCUCAAUGGUGGCAUCGGCAGUGAUUCGUCGGUCGGAAUGGGAAGGACCUUCAACGACAUCCCGGAAAUCUGGACUCAUCUCCACCUUUAUCAGCACAAGGUUUAGUACUGGGCUGCAUCAACCAGAAAAGCAACCAAAAAUUGAAUUGAACUCGGCUGUUUAUCCCGACGGUCCACCUUUGACUUCGAGGGCGAUGAAAAUGUUGAAUGUCAUCAACACGAAAGAAAUGGUGCGUGGCCCUGAGAAUUCACCUGGAUACUGGGUGGUCACCGGAGCCAAGCUUUGUGUGGAAGGUGGCCGGAUCUCUGUCAAAGUGAAAUACGCAUUGUUAACCAUAUUGUCGGAGGAUUCUAUGAUAUGAUGAGAGAAAACUAGGCAGCCAGUAGAAACACCUAUUUUUCUGCUGUAAAUGUGUUUUGUACAUUAGUCCUCUCUAUACUCAACCACGAAACACCAUCAUUCUUGGUGACACCAAUAGUAUUUUGAGAAUGUAAAGUCGUGACAUAUUAAAGCAUUUUUUGGAGUGAGAAUUUCUGGUGGCCUGGUUUCGGUGCCAUAUUUGAUUA
Molecule: messenger RNA, 2447 nt
Organism: Momordica charantia (bitter melon)
Lineage: Eukaryota; Viridiplantae; Streptophyta; Magnoliopsida; Cucurbitales; Cucurbitaceae
Gene: NSL1
Product: MAC/Perforin domain-containing protein
Biological process (GO): plant-type hypersensitive response; regulation of salicylic acid mediated signaling pathway
Cellular component (GO): plasma membrane
Source: RefSeq, a predicted model, not a curated record